This is a messenger RNA of Puccinia graminis f. sp. tritici CRL 75-36-700-3, 1311 nucleotides long. RefSeq lists its product as uncharacterized. The transcript has 4 exons. The record is from RefSeq and is a predicted model, not a curated record. NCBI's taxonomy places the organism in Eukaryota, Fungi, Basidiomycota, Pucciniomycetes, Pucciniales, Pucciniaceae. Bases 131 to 1156 code for a protein of 341 amino acids.
CCAACGCAACUUACUUCCGAUUGACAUUCAGCUCGAAGCCCUCUUUUCUUAGACGGACCAUUUCAUUCACUUUAACAUAGCAGUGUCUUUGCAUUCAACACGAUCUUUUUUUUUAUAUACAUCCAUCAUCAUGAGCGCUCCUUCACUCGCCGCACCAGGACAAUUAUUCGAGAUCGAGAUCCCGGUCGAAUCUUCCGUCAUUCCAUCAGUCACUACUCCUCAAUCUUGUGAAAAAAGCAAGGCGGGUUCGGACAGUCAUUUCAAACGCUCGGUUCUAUUUUUUGUUCCUGAAAGUGUCCAAGGAAAACAGAAUGUGCCCCUCUUAAUAGCCUUCCAUGGCUCUACGGAAACUGGGCCCAUCUUCCGCAAUAGGACAACUGCAAUGGGGUACGAUAAAUUGGCGGCCGAGUUGGGAUUCAUUGUAGCCUAUCCUAGCGGCUAUAAGGGAAACUGGAAUGACUCACGGAAAGCGGCGUCCUAUCCGGCCAAGCUGGAGAACAUAGACGACGUCGGCUUCACAAAGUCAAUCAUACAAUACUCCUCCAAGGAAUGGUCCACUUGUCCGCGACGCACGCUAAUUGCGGGUUAUUCCAACGGCGGUCACAUGUGCUAUCGUCUUGCACUCGAACUCGGUUCGGCCUACAUUGCCGGAGUGGCUAUACACUGUGCCAACCUCCCGACAGAAGAUAAUUCGGAUUGCGCCACCCUGAUUGGGGACGCUGUGCCCAUUUGCAUCGUUAAUGGUACCGCCGACCCCGUCAAUCCAUGGGGUGGUGGUGAGGUUAGUCUUAGCCAUGGACCCGUUGCCGGAGGGUCAGUUGGUUCGCGAGGGUCGCACCGAAGUGCUCUUGAAACUGCAGACUAUUUCGCCGGAAGGUUCUUGGAGAAGGGCAUCGAGCUUGAAUUGGAACAAAUUGAGGAUAUGGACGAGGUUCAAGAUGUCCACCAGUUCCUCAACCCACGCACCGGGAGGGCCUUGGUCAAGUUGCUGGCGAUGAUCGGCGAAGGACACUACGUUCCGGUUGCUAGUGGUGAAAAGAAAGCCCUGGUCAUCGGCCCUCGCCGAGGGGCGGUUCAUGCACCCCGUGAAGUGCUUCGCUUUUUCGUGGAAAACACCUCGUGCUUUGAGAGCUUGAUGAACCCACUACAUGUUUGAAUACCCAGUGAUCAGGGUCCAGAAUCCAGAUCCUCAUACUCAUUCGCAUCAAUGAACAUUGUUUUCCUUUCAUUCCCUCAUCGACAUUUUAUUUUGUAAACUUCACUUCAUUCCCGAGAUAAUUAGUUUAUACAUAGUCGUUAAACUACAGACAC